Messenger RNA from Clunio marinus, 1873 nucleotides. The record is from the annotation of a GenBank genome assembly. NCBI's taxonomy places the organism in Eukaryota, Metazoa, Arthropoda, Insecta, Diptera, Chironomidae.
AUGAAAAAUGACGAACUGCGAACUGGUUUUGGAGAACAUGGCGAAGGCGUUAAACUCAUUGAACCCGACGACAUUAAAAGAAACGAGGAAUUGUUUAAAAUUUAUGGAAUGUCAGUUGUGACCAGUGACAAGAUUUCAGUUAAUCGAUCCAUUCCCGAUUUUCGUCAUCCCGAAUGUCUCAAGAAAAGAUAUUUAAAAUAUUUGCCACCAGUCAGCAUCAUAAUCAUCUUCAACAAUGAAAUCUUCAGCGUUUUCAAAAGAACUCUUCACAGCUUGUACAAUCGAACACCACAUGAGCUAAUCAAGGAAGUGAUUCUCGUUAAUGACAAUAGCACAUUUGAAUAUCUUUAUGACUCACUUAAGUCUUAUAUUGACGACAACUUCAGCGACAUUUACUUUAAAAUUAUUAAUCUUGAAAGCAGACACGGAUUAAUGCGAGCUCGAAUGAUUGGAGUAGAAGCAGCUCAAAGUGAAUUUGUGUUUAUGAUGGAACCACAUUGUGAAAUGACUUACAAUUGGCUUCCACCACUCAUUGAACCUUUACUUGUGAAUAUCAGAACUGUGACAGUUCCAAUUGUUGACAAUGUCGAGUAUACUCAAUUGAAUUAUUAUGAGAACGACAGAGGCAAUCUUGGGUCACGUGGCGUCUUCGAUUGGGAUCUCGAAUAUCAAAAAUUGAAGAGAUUUUCAUUCAUCGAUGAUCAGAAGUUGGAACCGUUCCUAACACCAAUCAUGACCGGUGGAAUUUUUAUGAUAAGAAAAAGUUAUUUUCAAUAUCUUGGACCUUACGAUGAGGAACUUUUGAUAUGGGGAGCUGAAAAUAUUGAAAUGAGUUUGAAAAUUCAUUUAUGUGGUGGACAACUGCUUGAAGUUCCAUGCUCAAGAAUUGGACAUAUUUUUAGAGCUUUCACAAAAUCAAGAAAACAUGAAAGUGGAAAAGAUUUUCUUUAUUUUAAUAGAAAGAGAAUUGUUGAAGUUUGGUUCGAAGAAUUUAAAAAUUAUGUUUAUCGACGUCACCCGGAACGUUACAACAUUGAUGAUGUUGGAAAUCUCACAAAACCUAUGAAAAUAAGAGAAGAAUUAAAUUGUAAAUCUUUUUCUUAUUUCUUGGAAGUUAUUGCACCUGAUCUACUCAGAACGUAUCCUUUGAAUACGCCGGCGUUUGCAUCUGGAAGAAUUCAAUUAAUGAAUGAAAAUUUAUGUUUAGAAUCUUCCCUCAAACCAGAUAAUCCUGCAAUGUUGAAAGAGUGUCAAGAUCCGACUGUUUUCAUUCAAGAAUUUGAGCUUUCAUGGUAUCGCGAUAUUCGCAUGGUCAACACAGAAAUUUGUUUAGAUUUUCACCAAGCAACAUUCACAAUUUGUCAUCUGUUGGGUGGAAAUCAAAUUUUCAAAUAUGAUUUGAGAACGAAACAAAUCAUAAGUGUGGCCAGACGAUUGUGUCUUCAAGCUGAUAUCGCAAAUCGAUCACUAAAAUUCGACAAAUGCGACGAAACUCUCAAUUCACAAAAAUGGGUUUGGAGUAGUUUUGUUAAUGAAACAAUGUUAGAUCGUUGGAAAGAGUCGGGACGUGCAAUGGAUGAAUCGGGCGAAUAUUAUUUUGAUGAAUAUUGAAGAAAGCUUUAAGAGGGUGAAAAGCUUUGACGUACUAGAUUUCUGCAAUCAAAGCUUUUGCUUUUUUAUAAAAGUGAAAGUUUGUCAAUUUUAAUACAUUUUCUUCUUAAGCCGUUUAUUUAUUCUUAUCUUUUUGUACAAUGUUACACAGUUUCUAUCUUUUCUUCAUUCUUAUAUGCCAAUGAAAUGUUAUUAAGCUUAAGUGUUAGGGAAAUUAAAUCUUUUCUCAUUUAAAAUGCAUGAAAUAAAUGUAGAAAAUCCU